Neolamprologus brichardi is the source of this 4331-nucleotide messenger RNA. The record is from RefSeq and is a predicted model, not a curated record. NCBI's taxonomy places the organism in Eukaryota, Metazoa, Chordata, Actinopteri, Cichliformes, Cichlidae.
UCUUGCUGUGUUUGCAGACUUCCAGGCUGGCUGCUCGCUCAGUGAAGCAACACGCUCUGCUAUAAAUACUUGAAUCGUAUCCGAGGCUCUGGAUUCACUUACUGUCCCGGGGACACUCGCUGUGUUCGAGCUGCAGACCUGCUGGAUUUGAUUUUCACAGCUCUGUGGGACACUUCCACAGUUUUUCUCUCGUGUGGCAGGAUUUCUUUGACCCUGAGUCUGUGUUUUUGGACUGAGCAGCUAUGGGAGACUUUUGGGGGGACAUUGCCAGUCAGAGGGUGGCCCGGGCCAUGUCUCUGCUCUGCUUUCCUCCGUCAGGUCACAGGGCGGUGUACGUUGGCGUGCACGUUCCGCUGGGCCGCCAGAGCCGGAGAAGACACCGUCACCGCGGACAUCGACAUCACAGGAAGCGAAGAGAGCGCUCGGAUCGGGAGGACGGGCGAGAGUCGCCGUCAUACGACACGCCGUCUCAGAGGGUCCAGUUCAUCCUCGGCACCGAGGACGACGACGAGGAGCACAUCCCCCACGACCUGUUCACCGAGCUGGACGAGCUCGCCUUCAAAGACGGAGACAUGCAGGAGUGGAAGGAGACGGCCAGGUGGCUGAAGUUUGAGGAGGACGUUGAGGACGGCGGCGAGCGCUGGAGCAAACCCUACGUGGCGACGCUGUCGCUGCACAGCCUGUUCGAGCUGCGCUCCUGCAUCCUGAACGGCACCGUGCUGCUCGACAUGAGAGCCAGCUCCAUCGAGGAGAUCGCAGACAUGGUGAUUGACAGCAUGCUGGCGUCCGGUCAGCUGGAGGAUGGCGCGCAGGAGAAGGUGAGGGAGGCCAUGCUGAGGCGCCACCACCAUCAGAAUGAGAAGAAGCUGAGCAACCGCAUCCCGCUGGUCCGAUCCUUUGCCGACAUAGGCAAGAAAUACUCGGAGCCAAAUUUACUGGAACGCAACGGUGAGACGGCAGCGCUCUUGUCAUCCUCGCGUCUGCAGGUCAGGAGACGAGCUGCAGGAGGCCAGUUCAGGUUGACCCCUGCUGACCUCUGGCACUGCUCGGCCUCUGCAGGGUUUAGAGCUUUUCUACAGUUUAUAAAGCUGAAGACGUCACAGAGCAGAGCUCAGGGUCAGACUUUGAUUACAGCUGUACUUCACGAGGUCGUCGCCUCCAACACGGCGCCCCCGGCUCAGUUUGGGGUGAAAGAGGUUCAUCCUAGUUCGGUGACUGUCCCUCGGGUCCGGAGGCAGCCGGACGACUUCUGUGUCCUUGAAGAUGCAACUGACACGAUGGGAGGGGGAGGCAGCGACGCACAAAUGUCCUACCGCCCUCAAAGUGACCACCCCUGUACAGGUGCGACACCUGAGACGCCCUCAGAUGGAGGCGAAACAUCUUCAAGAACCCAGAAGUCGUCCGGCUGCCCCCCGCUCGAGCACAGCCGAGAACCGGCACGGACGCUCUGCAUGAAGCUGCUGCGGCUCACUGAUCCGUGCACGCUGGCUUGGUGUUUCCUGCAGCAUCGUUCUUCAUCAUCACGAUCUUUCUCCUCCUCUUCCUCCUCAGGGGAGGGCCUGUCCUCCUCUCGUCUCUCUCUCCUCCGUCGUUGCUCCAUGGGCUCCUUCGACCUCUCCACCCUACCCCCCUCUGCGAGGACCCCAGGCCCGUUCGGGCACCUCCUCCCCGGCUCCGCCUCCUCGUCGCAGACCGACCUCUCUCUGUAUCGUUACGGCCGUCACCUCUCCGAACCCAGCCAGCCUCACGGACUCGCCCUUCCCGUCCCCGGUGGCUCUCCACGCCGCUCCUCUGCUCCCGUGGGGCUCCCCACGGUGGUGGUGCACCCCCCAGAAGAGGAGGAGGAGGAGGGGUUCCACCUGGGAGAUGAAGACGACGUGGUUCCCCGAACAGGUCUGCUGGCGUCGCCUCAGUCGGCGCCCGGAAACCUCGACGACAACAAAAACGGCGAGAGUCGCGGCAACGGCGGCAACGGCAGCCGGGAGAACAGCACGGUGGACUUCAGCAAGGUGGACAUGAACUUCAUGAAGAAGAUUCCUCACGGAGCCGAGGCCUCCAACGUCCUGGUGGGUGAAGUGGACUUCCUGGAGCGGCCCAUCAUCGCCUUCGUCCGGCUCUGCCCCGCCGUGCUGCUGACCGGCCUCACCGAAGUCCCGGUGCCCACCAGGUUUCUCUUCCUGCUGCUCGGUCCGUUUGGAAAAGGUCCACAGUACCACGAGAUCGGGCGCUCCAUCGCCACGCUGAUGACAGACGAGGUUUUCCACGACGUGGCGUACAAGGCGAGGGACCGCAACGACCUGCUGUCGGGGAUCGACGAGUUCCUGGAUCAGGUCACCGUGCUGCCGCCGGGAGAAUGGGACCCCAGCAUCCGCAUCGAGCCCCCGAAGAGCGUCCCGUCUCAGGAGAAGAGAAAGAUAGCGUCCUUCCCCAAUGGCUCCGCCCACAGCUCUGAGAUGGGCAAGGAGGCGGAGCAUCACGCGGGACCAGAGCUGCAGAGGACGGGGAGGAUUUUUGGCGGUUUGGUGAACGACGUUAGGCGGAAGGCGCCGUUCUACUGGAGCGACAUCAGAGACGCCGUGAACCUGCAGUGCCUGGCCUCCAUCCUCUUCCUGUACUGCGCCUGCAUGUCGCCCGUCAUCACCUUCGGAGGUCUGCUCGGGGAGGCCACCAAAGGGAGCAUAAGUGCCAUCGAGUCGCUGUUUGGCGCGUCUCUGACGGGCGUGGCCUACUCGCUGUUCGCCGGGCAGCCUCUCACCAUCCUGGGCAGCACGGGCCCGGUUCUGGUCUUUGAGAAGAUCCUCUUCAAGUUCUGCAGUCAGUACCAUCUGUCCUACCUGCACCUGAGGACCAGCAUCGGACUCUGGACCGCCUUCCUGUGCCUGCUGCUGGUCGCCACGGACGCCAGCUCUCUGGUCUGCUACAUCACCCGCUUCACAGAGGAAGCCUUCGCCGCGCUCAUCUGCAUCAUCUUCAUCUACGAGGCGCUGGAGAAGCUGGUCCGCCUCGGCGAGCUCUACCCCAUCAACAUGCACAACCAGCUGGACAACCUGACCUUCUACAGAUGUCAGUGCGCUCCGCCCGCCAACGCCUCGGCCGAAGUCCUGGGUGUGUGGAGCAAAAAGAACGUGACCCCAGAAAACAUCACCUGGGAUCAGCUGAGCUCGAAGACGUGCAAGGCACUCAUGGGGGAGCUGGUCGGCCCGGCGUGCAGCCACAGCGGCCCCUACGUCCCCGACGUCCUCUUCUGGUCCAUCAUCCUCUUCUUCACCACCUUCUUCCUCUCCUCCUUCCUCAAACAGUUCAAGACUAAGAGCUACUUCCCCACCAAGGUUCGUUCUUCAUCUUUCACAGUUCGGAUCAUUUGAACUGUUUAACUAUGAAAACAUUUAAUAUUUAAUGUUACAAAAAGUGUGACAUCAUCACGUGUGUGGGCGGCGGCUCACACCUGCUGACACGAUGAAAUGGUCUCACGCUGCUUUCAGCCCACGUCUGAAAAUCGGGGGUGGCUGAUUUCCCCGCUGGGCCCGAACCCGUGGUGGACGCUGCUGGCCGCCGCCGUCCCCGCGCUGCUCUGCACCAUCCUCAUCUUCAUGGACCAGCAGAUCACCGCCGUCAUCAUCAACAGGAAGGAAAACAAGCUGAAGAAAGGGUGUGGCUAUCAUCUGGACCUGCUGGUGGUGGCGGUGAUGCUGGGCGUGUGCUCCAUCAUGGGCCUGCCGUGGUUCGUGGCGGCGACGGUGCUCUCAAUCUCCCACGUCAACAGCUUGAAGCUGGAGUCGGAGUGCGCGGCGCCCGGCGAGCAGCCCAAGUUCCUCGGCAUCAGAGAGCAGCGCGUGACCGGCUUCAUGAUCUUCUUCCUGAUGGGCUGCUCCGUGUUCAUGACCUCCGUCCUGAAGUUCAUCCCGAUGCCCGUCCUGUACGGCGUGUUCCUCUACAUGGGCGUGUCCUCGCUCAAAGGCAUCCAGCUCUUUGACCGCAUCAAACUGUUCGGCAUGCCGGCCAAACACCAGCCCGACCUGAUCUACCUGCGCUACGUGCCGCUGUGGAAGGUGCACGUCUUCACCGUGGUGCAGCUGUCCUGCCUCAUCGCGCUGUGGGCCAUCAAAGCCUCGCCCGCCGCCGUCAUCUUCCCCAUGAUGGGUCGAUAUGUCAGAUUAUUUUCAGUUUUCAUUAUAAACUUCAAACAUCAUGAAAACGAGUCGCUGACAGCUCGGUCAGAACAGCGGAGACGAGACGUCACAGAGCCACAAACCAAACCUCAGAGACGUCGCUCCACCUGCCUGCUGCUGCCACACCUGUGCUCCACGACAAGCUGCCGAGCGUCCGGAUAA